AUGGCCAAAGAAAACCAGGGAUUUGCCAUAGGAAUAGACCUUGGUACAACCUACUCGUGUGUUGCAGUGUGGCUGGAGCAACAUAAUAGAGUAGAAAUAAUCCACAACGACCAAGAUGCUAAGAGGCUAAUUGGUAGGAAACAUAGUGAUCCCACUAUUCAAAAGGUCAAAAUGAUGUGGCCAUUCAAGAUUGUUGCUGGUGUCAAUGAUAAACCAAUUAUUAUUGUUAAUUACAAGGGUAAGGAGAAGCACCUUUGGGCUGAGGAAGUAUCAUCUAUGAUCCUCCUGAAGAUGAAAGAGAUUGCAGAGGCGUAG
Glycine soja is the source of this 315-nucleotide messenger RNA. RefSeq names its product probable mediator of RNA polymerase II transcription subunit 37c. Gene Ontology annotation, biological process: cellular response to unfolded protein; protein refolding. Gene Ontology annotation, cellular component: cytoplasm. The transcript is spliced from 2 exons. The record is from RefSeq and is a predicted model, not a curated record. Lineage: Eukaryota; Viridiplantae; Streptophyta; Magnoliopsida; Fabales; Fabaceae. Gene Ontology annotation, molecular function: ATP binding; ATP-dependent protein folding chaperone; heat shock protein binding. Bases 1 to 315 code for a protein of 104 amino acids.